Molecule: messenger RNA, 2551 nt
Organism: Chenopodium quinoa (quinoa)
Lineage: Eukaryota; Viridiplantae; Streptophyta; Magnoliopsida; Caryophyllales; Amaranthaceae
Product: chitin-inducible gibberellin-responsive protein 1-like
Exons: 2
Coding region: 556-2295 (579 amino acids)
Biological process (GO): regulation of DNA-templated transcription
Cellular component (GO): nucleus
Molecular function (GO): DNA-binding transcription factor activity; sequence-specific DNA binding
Source: RefSeq, a predicted model, not a curated record
AUGAUUCAUAGUUGGUAUCAAUUUAAAUGAAAUAGUGGAAAUGUUCAAGUUAUGUUAAUCAUAUCUAUUAAGUUUCAAAGAGAGAUCUCAGUAGGAAAGGUGAUAGUUCAUGAAUGAUUCUCGCCGUUUUUCCCCUUCAACUACUAGUCCAUUACAGCAUAACUGUUGGUGAGGAUGGUUAUGUACUCCGUAGAAGCUAAAGUGCUAAUCUACCUCUUUUCUUCUUUCUAACAUAAGUGUAUUGGGAGGGGUUAAGAUCUAAAACAUAAAGUAAGACCAUUGAUCUAGUCUUUUCGUGAGUUUCCCGUCUAUGUCAAGGUAUGAACCAUGGAGUGUAGGGACUUAUUGGAUGGUAAUGAAGAGAAUAACUCAUAUCCUUGUUUAGGAGAGCAAUUGAUGCUUUCUUAUGCUUUUUACUUGGCCUUAGACCUGCCUUAAAUGAAGCAGUUGUUCGGUUAGAAUUCUAUCGGUAUUGGAGCUCGCAGGAAAAUAUUUUACCACAGGAUUUCAAUAUUAACUGGUAAUACAAAGAAGGGCUAUAGCUUAUGCUAUAGCAUGGACUCACACAAGAUUGUGGGAUACAAUGUUACUGGUGCUGAUUCGUCCUAUAUAUCUUCUCAGCAUACUUCUUCACCAAUUCCAAACAGAAUAAUUGGACCGCUGAAGUUUAGUUUUAGAAACUCUCCAAGUUCACCAUUCUCACCUCCCUUCGAUUGUGAUACUGUCACUGCAUUGAGUGAUAGCCGAGAGCAACACAGCUCGAGUGAGAGUCUCUCGGGAAAAAGCCCUUCUUGUAAUUCAUCCCUUGAAACUACCAGUUACUGUCAAAGGCUGAACUCAAGUCCUUCAGAAGAUUCCCAUCAGACUGCUGUUCUGCGGACUUCUAGCGGGACUUUGUUUUCUCAUAAAACAGAUUAUGAAGUGAACAUCAGACGUGUCUUACAGGAGCUAGAGACUGUUCUUAUGGGUGAUGAAGCAGUCGGAGGAGGAAGCCGACAACCCCAAAUCCCAAGUCAGAGACUGGGGUCCUGGAACCGAGAGCCACAGGGUUCACUUGGGGCUCAAGCUCAGUCAUCAUCUGCUUCUGGGGAAAGAAGAUCAGAGGAAGGAGGUCAGAGUGAGAAGCGCCACAAGGCUGUUGAAGAAGAAAUCCAGCAACUUAAAAUUCCGUCUGGUAAUCUAAAAGAGUUGUUAAUUGAAUGUGCAAGGGCAUUAUCAGAAAACAGAAUAGACGAUUUUGAAAAAUUAGUUGAACAAGCCAGGGGAGAGGUCUCGAUCUCAGGACAGCCUAUACAACGCCUUGGUGCUUAUAUGAUUGAAGGGCUAGUAGCAAGGAGGCAAUCAUCAGGAAACAAUAUUUACCGGGCUCUUAGGUGUAAAGAGCCUCUUGGAAAGGAUCUGCUUUCUUACAUGCACAUCCUUUAUGAAAUGUGUCCUUACUUGAAGUUCGGCUACAUGGCUGCCAAUGGAGCUAUAGCGGAAGCAUGCAGGAACGAAAAUCGUAUACAUAUUGUAGAUUUCCAGAUAGCUCAAGGAACCCAAUGGUUGACUCUCUUGCAAGCUCUUGCUGCAAGACCUGGUGGGGCACCGUAUGUGCGAAUUACAGGCAUUGAUGAUCCCGUUUCUCAGUAUGCUCGAGGGGCUAGCUUGGAGGCAGUGGGGAAACGUUUAGCAGCUCUCUCCGAAAAGUAUAAUAUACCAGUUGAGUUUCAUGCUGUACCAGUUUUUCUUCCUGAUGUCACAAGGGAAAUGCUCGACGUGAGGGCUGGAGAAGCUUUAGCAGUGAAUUUCCCUUUACAACUCCACCACACACCUGACGAGAGUGUUGAUGUGAACAACCCGAGGGAUGGUCUCCUAAGAAUGGUGAAAUCACUAGCUCCUAAGGUAACCACUUUAGUCGAGCAAGAGUCGAAUACCAAUACUACCCCUUUCCUGACAAGGUUCACAGAAGCACUUAAUUACUACUCAGCAAUGUUCGAGUCUAUUGAUGUGACUAUGCCUCGAGAUAGGAAGGAACGAAUCAGUGUGGAGCAACACUGCUUGGCCAAGGACAUUGUCAAUGUCAUUUCUUGUGAGGGAAAGGAAAGAGUAGAGCGUCAUGAGCUUUUUGGGAAAUGGAAGUCCAGAUUUACAAUGGCCGGGUUCCAGCAAUACCCCUUGAGCUCAUACGUAAACUCCGUGAUAAGAGGACUACUUCGGUGUUACUCAAAACACUAUACAUUGGUAGAGAAAGACGGCGCUAUGCUAUUAGGUUGGAAAGACAGGAUGUUGAUAUCGGCUUCAGCUUGGCAUUGAUCAUACAGAUAGGAAGAAAUACAGAAUCAAGAGACAGAAGUUAAAAGUAACUGAUGAAAUUUAUUCUUUUUUCUCUAGAAUUCUUUUUGCUUAGCAAUGACGACGAAUUUCUGUAUGAGAUAGUAUGAACUUCUCACCAUUGUUGUUUUAUGUAGAGAUGUUCAAUAUUGUAUUUACAGUGUGAUGCAGGGUAUUAAUGUUUAGGACUAACAUAUUUGAGUUAAUAGUUUGUUGUAUAAUAGGCUACAGUUUAUUU